UCACUCCCGACGCACAUAAAACCGCACUAAAACAAGAAGAGAUCCCAUAACCCCUCUCUCUCAUACACACACACACGCACUGAGACUUCUUGUUUCUUAAGCACCUUCCUUGAGAUAAACUGGCCGGAAAAAAAUGGCAUCUACAUGCAUCUCAAACUGUAUUAACGACGCCCGUGUUCCGGUUAGAGCCACCUACGUGAAUCUCUACAAGUGGCCGGAAUCGGACGCCGAGUUUGUACGAUCAGUGAGCUCUAAAACCCACCGGAAUGGCCCAAGUGGCGGCGCUACCGCCUACGGCCGUCCCCGGGUGGUGGACAGUAUCUCAUGUAGACAACUGUACCUAAGAAGCUACACUUUCUCAAGGGAAGAAGAUUAUAAGGAUGAUGAGAAGACCAUAAAGUGCCUUGGAAGGGGAAAAGAGAAGCAGACGAUGGAUAAUAAAAGAAAAAGAAAGUCUCGUGGCCGUGGUGGCGAUCGCGGCAGCGGGAGUGGUGGCGGAAGGAGGAAAUGUAAACGGUUUAGAAGGGCUAAGGCUGUAUCCUGCGCCGCCUUGGUGUCCAUUUUCCGGAGGUUGCUGUCUUGCACCACCGAGGUUGAUGUUGUCAAUUAAUAGUAAUUAUAUUUUCUUCUCCUUUUUAUCGUAUUUAUGACAUUUUCCUUUUAUCAAUGUUUUAAUUAUACAAAGGAAGUUUAUAACGUUAUUCACUC
This is a messenger RNA of Olea europaea var. sylvestris, 708 nucleotides long. RefSeq lists its product as uncharacterized. Lineage: Eukaryota; Viridiplantae; Streptophyta; Magnoliopsida; Lamiales; Oleaceae. The transcript has a single exon. Bases 134 to 610 code for a protein of 158 amino acids. The record is from RefSeq and is a predicted model, not a curated record.